UUAGCCUGUGUGCCAGCCCCUCUGACAGCCAUGAGGUCCUCUGUGUCUCGGCAGAUGUACUCCACCAAAGGGGGCUUCAGCUCCAACUCCGCCAGUGGAGGGGGUGGGUCCAGGGCCCACACCAGCUUCAGCUCUGUGACGAUGUCCCGGAGCAGUGGCAGUAGUGGUGCGGCACGCUGUGGCCCCCGCAUGGGCAGCUUUGGCAGCCGGAGCCUCUAUAACUUAGGGGGCAGCAAGAGCAUCUCUGUCAGUGUGGCUGGAGGGGCCUGCUCAGGGCGGGCCCUAGGAAGCUUCGGCCAUGGCAGCGGGGCCUACAUGGGCCUGGGGGCUGGAAGGCAGACAUUCGGGCCUGUCUGUCCCCCUGGAGGCAUCCAGGAGGUUACUGUCAACCAGAGCCUGCUGACCCCUCUCAAUGUGGAGAUCGACCCAGAGAUCCAGCGGGUGCGCACCCAGGAGCGGGAGCAGAUCAAGACCCUCAACAACAAGUUUGCCUCCUUCAUCGACAAGGUGCGUUUCCUGGAGCAGCAGAACAAGGUGUUGGAGACCAAGUGGGCGCUGCUGCAGGAGCAGGGCCAGAACUCGGGCACCACCAGGAACAACCUGGAGCCCCUGUUUGAGACCUACACGGGCAGCCUGCGCAGGCAGCUGGACAACCUCCAGGGCGAACGAGGGAGGCUGGACUCGGAGCUGAGGAACAUGCAGGACCUUGUCGAAGACUUCAAGAACAAGUACGAAGAUGAAAUCAACAAGCGCACUGCCGCCGAGAACGAGUUUGUGGUGCUCAAGAAGGAUGUGGAUGCUGCGUACAUGGGCCGAACGGAUCUGCAUGGCAAAGUGGGCACCUUGGCAGAGGAACUCGACUUCCUGAAUCAUCUCUAUGAAAUGGAGCUGAGCCAAGUGCAGACUCACGUGUCUGACACUAAUGUCAUCCUUUCCAUGGACAAUAACCGCAGUCUUGAUCUGGACAGCAUCAUUGCCGAAGUCAAGGCCCAGUAUGAGCUGAUUGCCCAGAGGAGUAGGGCUGAGGCUGAGGCCUGGUACCAGACCAAGUAUGAGGAGCUGCAGGUGACAGCUGGGAAGCAUGGGGACAAUCUGCGUGACACCAAGAAUGAGAUUGCUGAACUCACCCGCACUGUUCAGAGGCUGCAGGGUGAGGUGGAUGCAGCCAAGAAGCAGUGCCAGCAGCUACAGGCUGCCAUUGAAGAUGCAGAGCAGCGUGGGAAUUUGGCAUUAAAGGAUGCUCAGAAGAAACUUGGGGACCUGGAUGCAGCCCUGCUCCAGGCCAAGGAGGACUUGGCCCGGCUGCUGCGUGAUUACCAGGCCCUGAUGAAUGUCAAGUUGGCCUUGGACGUGGAGAUCGCUACCUACAGGAAGCUGCUGGAGAGCGAGGAGAGCAGGAUGUCUGGAGAAUGCCCCAGUGCUGUCAGCAUUUCGGUGACUGGCAACUCUACCACUGUGAGCGGAGGCGGCGCAGCUGGCUUUGGGGGUGGCAUAUCCCUGGGUGGGAGUGGGGGUGCCAGUAAGGGUGGCUUUAGCACCAAUGUGGGCUAUGGCACUGUCAAGGGUGGGCCCGUUUCUGGGGGCACCUCCAUCUUACGGAAGACCACCACAGUCAAGACAUCCAGCCGGAGGUACUAGCUGCUGAGCCUUGCAAGCUGCGGCCCUUGUAGUCCUUUCCCCACCCCACUUACCCACCUCUGCUGCCUUCCCCACCCAGGGAGCAAGAAUAGCCCCAGGACCACAGAUCUGGUGUAUUUGCAUGCCAGACUCUUUGCAUGCAAUCUGCAGUUUGGGAAGGGCUCAACUCCACCCAGCUUUCUCCUUGGUUCUGUGAUGGGGAUGGGAGGGGAAGUUAAGGCUACCAGCUUGAGUGAUGUGUUUGGGGGAUUUGGGGUGACCAUUUGACCACUGAGAAGAGGUUGGAUUUCCCAGGCCAUCUUGGCUUCCCACACCUCUGGUUUGACCUCAGGGCAGGCUAGGGGAGGAGGAAGGGAAGCCAGGAGUGGUCCCCAAAUGCCCUUCAACCUCACCAGUCUCCCACCAGCCCCACCCACACCCUGAAUCUACCCACAGCCCCCUCCACUGUUUGUGCCUGUGAUGUGUCUCAAUAAAUGGUGACUGCA
Messenger RNA from Phyllostomus hastatus (greater spear-nosed bat), 2123 nucleotides. RefSeq names its product keratin 79 (gene KRT79). Lineage: Eukaryota; Metazoa; Chordata; Mammalia; Chiroptera; Phyllostomidae. Gene Ontology annotation, cellular component: keratin filament. The record is from RefSeq and is a predicted model, not a curated record. The transcript has 9 exons. Gene Ontology annotation, biological process: keratinization; intermediate filament organization. Gene Ontology annotation, molecular function: structural constituent of skin epidermis. Bases 31 to 1638 code for a protein of 535 amino acids.